UCCCAAAAAAAAGAAAUUUUGUUUAAUGGCAGUUGAAUGCUAACAUUGUCUAUGGUCCAAUUAUAUUAUCUCUAGUGACGUGUGUACCAAAACAUAGGCCUUGUCACAAUCCAUAAUCAUUGUCCUAACCCGACCAGCCGCCACAGUCCAUAUAUUUGCAGAGUAAUAACCUUAAGCUUGAAUGAAAACAAUGGCUACAGAAAGAAUAAAAGUGGCAAGAAUGAAAUUGGGUUCACAGGGUCUUGAAGUAUCUGUACAAGGACUUGGUUGUAUGGGCAUGUCUGCUUUUUAUGGGCCACCCAAACCUGAACCUGAUAUGAUCAAGUUAAUUCACCAUGCCAUUAACUCUGGUGUCACAUUUCUUGAUACUUCUGAUGUCUAUGGGCCUCACACUAAUGAAAUCCUCAUUGGCAAAGCUUUGAAGGGAGGGAUGAGAGAACGAGUAGUGUUAGCAACAAAAUUUGGUAUUGUUUUAGGAGAUGAAAAGAAAGCAGAAGGAAAGAGAGAGGUGCAUGGACAUCCAGCCUAUGUAAGGGCAGCAUGCGAGGCUAGCUUAAAGCGACUUGAUGUUGACUGCAUUGACUUGUACUAUCAGCACCGAAUUGAUACACGUGUGCCCAUUGAAGUCACGGUUGGAGAACUUAAGAAGCUGGUUGAAGAGGGUAAAAUAAAAUAUAUAGGUCUCUCCGAGGCUUCAGCAUCAACAAUUAGAAGAGCACAUGCAGUUCAUCCAAUAACAGCAGUACAAUUAGAAUGGUCUCUAUGGUCGAGAGAUGUAGAGGAAGAAAUAAUCCCUACUUGCAGAGAACUUGGAAUUGGGGUUGUGGCAUACAGUCCACUAGGACGGGGCUUUUUGUCAUCAGGUCCAAAGCUGCUUGAGGAUAUGUCAAAUGAAGACUACCGAAAGCAUCUGCCAAGGUUCCAGGCUGAGAAUCUUGAGCAUAACAAAAACUUGUACGAGCAGAUUUGUCAAAUGGCUGCAAAGAAGGGAUGUACCCCCUCUCAACUGGCCUUGGCCUGGGUACAUCACCAAGGAAACGAUGUGUGUCCCAUACCGGGCACCACCAAAAUUGAAAACUUCAAUCAGAACAUUGGAGCUCUGUCCAUAAUGUUAACACCAGAUGACAUGGUGGAGCUUGAAUCCAUUGCGUCAGCUAAUGCAGUCCAGGGUGAUAGGUAUAUUCCUGGUAUGAAUACUUACAAAAAUUCAGAAACGCCGCCCCUUUCAGCAUGGAAGGCUACAUAAUGAUGCAAUCGCGUAACUAGCGUCUCUGUGUUGAAGUUGAGUUGAGUUUUGCUGUCUUACGCACUGCUUAAUAGGGAGUAUAUUUUUCAGUUUCAAACUAUCGUGCCACUUAUGACCUUAUGAUGGUUCGAAAAUAAAUUCAUGACUCCAAUUUGUGUACUUGUGGAGGUUUUUGACAGAUCAUUUCUUUGUUGGAGUUUUGUGACAGAUAUUAGAGGUA
Messenger RNA from Lycium ferocissimum, 1466 nucleotides. Its product is annotated as auxin-induced protein PCNT115. The coding region runs from base 182 to 1246 and encodes 354 amino acids. The record is from RefSeq and is a predicted model, not a curated record. Lineage: Eukaryota; Viridiplantae; Streptophyta; Magnoliopsida; Solanales; Solanaceae. Gene Ontology annotation, cellular component: cytoplasm. The transcript has 5 exons.